CGGGCGGGGACAGAAGGCGGGGCGGCACGGUGAGGGGCGGUGUCGUCGCGGUAUAGGGGCGGUGGCGGCGACGGAGCGGUGGUCCUUGCGCGAUGGCCGCUUCGGUUUUGUGCUGCCUGCGAUGCUGCAGAGACGGCGGGACGGGCCACAUCCCUCUGAAGGAGAUGCCGGCUGUGCAGCUGGACACGCAGCACAUGGGAACAGAUGUUGUCAUUGUAAAAAAUGGAAGAAGAAUAUGUGGAACAGGAGGUUGUUUAGCCAGUGCACCUUUACAUCAAAACAAAAGCUACUUUGAAUUCAAAAUCCAGUCUACAGGAAUAUGGGGUAUUGGUGUUGCAACUCAGAAGGUUAACCUGAAUCAGAUUCCCCUUGGCCGAGAUGUGCACAGUCUGGUGAUGAGAAAUGAUGGAGCCCUAUACCACAACAAUGAAGAGAAAAACAGGCUGCCAGCAAACAGCCUUCCACAGGAGGGAGACGUGGUGUUGAUGACAGUGCAAUUUUGGAUUGCCAGUUCAGUGAAUUUUAUCAUACUCCUCCACCCGGUUUUGAGAAAAUAUUAUUUGAACAGCAGAUCUUCUGAAUGUAUUAUUUUUGAAACUUGUAUUUCUGCACUGUUACAAGUGUUUACCAUUUAAUAAAGCUUUAUCUGACCUGUAGAUGAAAUUAUAUUCUUAAAAAUUUGCUUGUUAAUAUUAUCUAAAGAAGCAUUGUAUUCAAUAUGCCACCCAGAGUGUUGAGUUAAAAUAAUUAUGCUUUGUGCUAUAAAAAUCAGCAUUUGGGGCAGUUUAUUAAUUCUUAUUUAAAUAAAUAUAUCUAUGAGUUUUAUUAACAGUAUUAAUGGUAAUAUGUGUAUAAAUAUUUAAAAGGGAAUCUUUCUUAUAUAAAGUGUUUUGAUAGAGAUAAGAGAGUUGGGUGAUUUUUUUUGUCAUUCUGAAAUUUAGAUCUCACUAAUUAUUUUAAAUCUGAAGCCCAGUAAUUUUGUGUCUCCUUGACUUUUUUAUAUACCUUAUAACAAAAUAACAAAUUUAUAUUAUUGGCAACUUCAUUUUUUUUAAUCUAUUUAUGGUAUUAAUGUACCACUUAUAACUUAAAUUGCUUAUUGUUAUAUCACUAUUUUUGAUUUGCUUUGUAAAAGAAGUUAAAAAUUUUAGCACUUGUCAGAGUAUUUUGCUGAAGACCACCAUGCUGUGUUACUUCAGAGUAAGUGUGUUGAUUAAUGAUGUAGUGUGCACUGGCAGACAUUUAGAGUAAGAAUAGUAUGCUGCUUUAAAUUUAAAUGAGAUUAUUCUCUUAAAGACUUUAUUUAAAUAUGUUUUCUGUAAUGAAUGAUAGUAGUAAUUAAGGAAUAUUCAGUUCUAUAUUAAAUAAAUUUAUCCUGUUUUGUUAAUUGUACAAUAAAUUCACUUCUCCCUUAUUUUAGAAGUUCAGAAACAAGUGAUUCUUUUCCAUGACCUUGAGCCUUUGCCUAGGUUUCAUUGAGAGUCAUGGCCACUUUCCCUUUUUUUCAAAUGAGCAUGCUGAAGAUUUAUAUAUUUCACUCCUUUAAUGAACAAGAAGCAGUACAAUAUACUGUAUUAGAAGAACAUGGACAUUAAAACUGGGUGGACAUCUGAGUUGUAGUUUUGCUUCUAAUGUCAUUAUCUUCUCAGGAGGUGAGUUUUCAGUGCCUCCAUACCCCAAGAUUCUCCACUUAAAGGAAAGGAAAAUUAUACCCACAUGCUAAGAUCCUACAGCUAGUCAGUUAAUAAGAUUAUAUAUGUAAAAUGUCUUACUCAUCAUAGGCACUGAAUAAAUGUAGUUUCUUCCUCAUUG
Molecule: messenger RNA, 1812 nt
Organism: Ictidomys tridecemlineatus (thirteen-lined ground squirrel)
Lineage: Eukaryota; Metazoa; Chordata; Mammalia; Rodentia; Sciuridae
Gene: Spryd7
Product: SPRY domain containing 7
Molecular function (GO): protein binding
Source: RefSeq, a predicted model, not a curated record